Molecule: messenger RNA, 984 nt
Organism: Paraphaeosphaeria sporulosa
Lineage: Eukaryota; Fungi; Ascomycota; Dothideomycetes; Pleosporales; Didymosphaeriaceae
Product: NAD(P)-binding protein
Exons: 1
Coding region: 1-984 (327 amino acids)
Molecular function (GO): oxidoreductase activity
Source: RefSeq, a predicted model, not a curated record
AUGGCUCAAGACCGCAUCCGCAAUAUCGCCAUCGUAGGCGCAACAGGCCAACUGGGCAAGCACAUCACAGGCGCCCUCCUCAAGAAUCCCUCCUUCAAGGUCACAGCCCUCACCCGCGGCACCGACUCUUCAUCUUUCCCCGCAGGCAUCGCCGUGAUCCCAGUCGAUUAUACCAGUCCCUCCACCCUCACUUCCGCUCUCAAGGGCCAAGACGCCCUCAUCAUCACCCUCGCCGUCAGCGCCCCACCGGACACGCAAUCGAAACUGAUCAAAGCCGCCGCCGAAGCCCGCGUGCCGUGGGUCCUGCCCAACGAGUACGGCAACAACACCGACGCCUCCGCCUCCAACGACGUGCGCACGGGGCCGCCGAAGCAGACAGCCCGCAAGCUCGUCGAAGACCUGGGCGUGAGCUCGUGGCUCGGCAUCGUGAGCGGGUUCUGGUACGAGUACUCGCUGUCCGGGCCGGGGCUGUAUGGGAUCGACAUCGCAAAGCGGGAGGUUGUGUUGUUCGACGAGGGGACGCAGCGCGUGAAUACGAGCACGUGGGCGCAGGUGGGGCGGGCGGUUGCGAGCCUUCUCGCGCUGCCUGUGGACGCAGAAAAGGAUGGGGAAGCGGCACUAGGCGCGUACCGGAAUAGGUUUGUUAACAUUUCGUCGUUCGCGGUGAACCAGCGGGAGAUGCUGGAUGCGGUGAAUCGCGUGAUGGGGUUGGGCGAUGCGGACUGGAAGAUUGAACGGAUUGGUGCGAAGCAGCGGUUUGACGAUGCGCGGAGGAUGAUGGCUGAGGGGAAUAGGAUGGGAUUUGCGUACAUGCUGUAUACGCGGUACUUCUUCCCCGGGGAGGAUGCGGCAUUGUACGAGAAGACGGCAGGGCUGGAUAAUCAGAAGUUGGGGCUGCCGGUAGAGGACUUGGAUGAGGCCACGAGAUUGGCUGUUAAAAUGGCCGAGGAUGGGUAUUUCUCGAAGCUCUCCUAUGCCAGAUAG